UUAUCUUCUUUUUCAUUUCAUGCCCAAAUAGCAAUAGGAAAGCUCCAAUGAACUUCACCCUUCUCUUCCACUUCUUAAACCAUCAAUGGAACUCUCCUUCCUCCCUUCUCAUCAAAGCACCUUAACUCUCCUCCACAACCCUUACUUCUCACUCUCCUUUUCAGGGAAGAGACUACCGAAGAGAAAACCAUUUCUUUUGCAAUGCUACUGUAAACUGUCAUCUUCUGAUGAUAAAAACUCAAAGCCACCACUUUUUUCUUUGCAACAUGAUCAGGGAAGAAGGGCAUUGCUUGCUUCUCUCCUCACACCUAUUGCUGCAAUGUAUGCCUCUGAUGUGGCUGAGGCAGCUAGCACAAGUCGAAGAGCUCUUAGAGGAGCUAAAAUACCUGAGAGUGAAUUCACAACUCUUCCCAAUGGGCUCAAGUACUAUGAUUUGAAGGUUGGCAGUGGACUUAAGGCUGUGAAGGGAUCUCGGGUUGCAGUUCAUUAUGUCGCGAAAUGGAGAGGCGUCACGUUUAUGACUAGCAGACAAGGACUCGGUGUUGGAGGGGGCACGCCUUAUGGAUUUGAUAUUGGCCAAUCUGAAAGAGGAAAUGUGCUUAAGGGAUUGGAUCUUGGUGUUGAAGGAAUGCGGGUCGGAGGCCAGAGACUGCUGAUAGUUCCUCCAGAGCUAGCAUAUGGGAAAAAGGGAGUCCAGGAAAUCCCCCCAAAUGCAACCAUUGAGUUGGAUGUUGAGCUAUUGUCAAUCAAACAAAGCCCAUUUGGAACUCCUGUUAAGGUGAUUGAAGGUUGAUGAUGAGUUAAAGGAACAAAGCUGUGGAAAGUAUGCUCUCUUGAGCUUUAAAUAAAAUAUCAUUGAUUUUUAUAGCUUGUAUAAAACUUGUAUACAUCUUCUUCUGGCUAGAAAACCAACCCAGUUGUGAUUCA
Hibiscus syriacus is the source of this 927-nucleotide messenger RNA. RefSeq names its product peptidyl-prolyl cis-trans isomerase FKBP16-4, chloroplastic-like. The record is from RefSeq and is a predicted model, not a curated record. Bases 86 to 793 code for a protein of 235 amino acids. The transcript is spliced from 10 exons. NCBI's taxonomy places the organism in Eukaryota, Viridiplantae, Streptophyta, Magnoliopsida, Malvales, Malvaceae. Gene Ontology annotation, molecular function: peptidyl-prolyl cis-trans isomerase activity.